Molecule: messenger RNA, 684 nt
Organism: Blepharisma stoltei
Lineage: Eukaryota; Ciliophora; Heterotrichea; Heterotrichida; Blepharismidae
Source: the annotation of a GenBank genome assembly
AUGGACAGGUAUCAAUUAGCGACUAGUCUCUUAGGUUUAUGGGACGAGAAAACCUGGAUGCCAAUCUUUAGAGGUCCAAGAUAUCGCCGCUAUCAAUCAAUUGACAAGAUGAUGGAUCUUAUAGAAAUUGCUGGCAAAUCAGCGCCAGUCUUCCCUGUUGAAGCAGUUCUUUUAAACCCAAUGGAUGAUGAGUGGGAUGAUCAGAUGACAUAUAUCAAUAUCAACUACGGCUGGAUUUGGAGUCAUAUUUUUGUCCACCUCGGCCUUCCAUUGAGCGUUUACAUAUACAACCACAACUUGAUUCACUACAAUGUUCAUUAUCGUGCUCUCAAAUGGUUCUUGCCUUUAGUUAUGGUCUGGCAAUUCGAAAAAUGCUACAAAUAUUACAGAACUCAGCUCACAAAAGGAAUUUUAUUUGAUGAAUAUGUUCAGGCAAGAGCUGACGAGCUAAUUGCCCAAAGAGAACAUCUGCUCCAUACAGACCAAGUUAAAAGAUACCUAAAUUGGCAAAUUGACUACAAAGAAACACUCAAUACCAUUAAAAGAGAACAGACCAACAACCAUGCUAGCGAUUUCAAGCAGGCAGAACUUGCCUUACAAGCUUUUAUCAAUAGAUGGGUCGACCCUGCUGUCGGAAUCAAAUACCCACUGGCUGGCCCACGCUAUCAAUGGGGUGGAUUUUAA